AUGAGUACGAAUUUGACAGAGACUUUGAGAACAACAGUGAGGUCUACGAGGAGAUAUACUCUCCUCCACAUGGAUGGCUACAGCAACGCUCUUGUCACACGGAGGUCACCUGACUUCACCCCGGAUUCUGAAUUUUGGUAUCCGAUUCCGCUCCGAGACGAUGCAAGGUCUACGGAAACCCUGCCUAAUGCGCGUUACAUCUCUGGCCGUACCGAACGCACCUGGCUAUCCAGCGGUAAAUCAUUUACGUCCACUGAUGGACAACGCCACUGUUUGCCCCUGCAUGGCACAAAUGGUGCAGUCGCUGGCGUUCUCUUUCCGUGCAUAAACGGGGCCCGAAAGAUCGUUCCUGGUAUGCGGAUUGAGCUAAUUGCGCUGUCAAGGGGCGCUCAGGAUGUUAGUGACCAAGACGAAGAUGAUCUCGAGGAAUGGCAGUGCGAUCCUUCACUGAAAUUUGACGAGAUGUAUGCCUACUAUCAUGUUAUGUGGAUUGAGUGGGACGGCGCUGUUGCAUUUCGAAGCGGUACUGGACGUGUUAUUGAGGACGUCUGGGGAAGACAACUAAAGGAGUGGAUUGAUGUUACUAUUGGAUAG
Eremomyces bilateralis CBS 781.70 is the source of this 594-nucleotide messenger RNA. RefSeq lists its product as uncharacterized. The coding region runs from base 1 to 594 and encodes 197 amino acids. The record is from RefSeq and is a predicted model, not a curated record. Lineage: Eukaryota; Fungi; Ascomycota; Dothideomycetes; Eremomycetales; Eremomycetaceae. The transcript is spliced from 2 exons.